Vicia villosa (hairy vetch) is the source of this 2823-nucleotide messenger RNA. RefSeq names its product serine/threonine-protein kinase BSK6-like. Gene Ontology annotation, biological process: brassinosteroid mediated signaling pathway; protein phosphorylation. Lineage: Eukaryota; Viridiplantae; Streptophyta; Magnoliopsida; Fabales; Fabaceae. The transcript is spliced from 4 exons. The coding region runs from base 728 to 1030 and encodes 100 amino acids. The record is from RefSeq and is a predicted model, not a curated record. Gene Ontology annotation, molecular function: protein kinase activity.
UCUGAGCUCUUUCCCUCUCGGUCUCAAACGAUCUCUCUCGGCUGCGGAAGAUCCAUAUCUUUCUCCAACGCUCAUUCGGAUAAUCUCCCCGCACGGAAUUCGGAGCUCCAAUUGUUGGAAUCAGGAUUGACUCUUCGUUGUAGAUUCGAUUGCAUCGUGCAUCGUCGGUUGAUUUCGGUUUUCACGGUGGCGUUUGCGGUUAUUGGCGAUGGAGAAAAUGAAAGGGAUUGGAAACUGAGGGUUUAGUCGUACGGAGAUGGAAUACAUAAUCAGGAGCCAAGGAAGAAUCAGUGCGCUUCUGCACUUGUUAAGCAUAUCAGAGCUCCUGUUCCUUUUUUAAUCAAUCAUACUCUAUUCUUGAUUCUUGUUGAUUGAUUAUACCUUUUCUGUUUUAGAUUUGGUAGUUUCAUUUUUUUAAAUUUAGUUUUAGGUCUUUGAAUUGAUGGUUGAACAUGAUGAGUGAUGAUCUAGUUGUUUGUAUCUGAUAUUGAUAUUAUGAGUUGAAGAGUUUGGCUAUGGCAAUGUGUAAUGCAGAAUUUAGAAACUAUUUUGAUUGAAUUGAAUGAUUCUGCCAUGAUUCUUUUGGAAUUGUUUAUUUAGUGUUUUAUUCUUUUUGUUUAGGUAUGGUCUUUGGUAAGAAGAUUUGAUCAACCUGAGAAAUAUAAACCAUUCGUGAGCAGGUGUGUGGUGAGGGGAAACCUUGAGAUUAGGAGUUUAAGAGAAGUUGAUGUUAAGUCAGGGGUUCCUGCUACAAUUAGUACUAAAAGAUUUGGAGUUUACAAGGAUGGUGCAAAAUGGUCGAUGGAGAACACUCGCGUCAAAAUUAAAGGAAGAAUCUAAACAAUUAGGGAGCCUUAGAAGUGAAAGUUUGGCAAAUAUAAUUGGUUGUUGCUAUGAAGGGGAUGAGAGGCUUCUAGUGGCAGAGUUUAUGCCACAUGAAACUCUGGCUAAGCAUCUCUUUCAUUGGGAGGCUGAUACAAACCAGAAAAUACAAAUACAGGUUCCAUCACAUGUUCUGUUGGGUCUCUAGAAUGAAAUUGGUCACAACAUCGAUGCUGCAGUUGAAAGAUAAGUGAUUCUCUAACAUUGCACUGAUUUAUCGCCAUAGUUACUACUUCUAGUUUAUAUUUUAUCAUGAUAUAUCUCUGUUGUUUAGAAUUCGAUCGCCUUCGUUGGGUGAGUCAAAUUAAGGAUUAUAGCUCACCGACAUCUUCUCUACAAAAGUUAUAGUCAUCAGAACCUUCACCUGAGUUGUUUAGCCUGUGACACUAGAUCGUAGCACUCCAAGAUAAGUGAUCCUUACUCAUUGCUCCAACAGUAUUGGUGAUGUAUGUAGUGUCUCGAAGAUGUCACGUAAGCAUGUUGUAUCUUGUAUUUUUUUAAUGUAGUGUUGUAUAGGUAUUAGUGUAACAGUUACAUUUAACUCAUAUAUGAGACAAAAUUGUUGUUAUUAAAAUGUUGUUAUGUGUUAUAUUAUUGUUGUGAUUAUGUGUAGUAUGUGACUAUGCUGGCGUGUGAUAAUGAUGAAAAUAUUAAACCAUGUCGCAUGGCUGAUAAAUCGAAAUGUUGUGACUGCUGUACCAAAUGAUGCAGGGCGGAACCGAUUUAUACAGCUGCUGUACCAAAUGAUGCAGGGGCUGAACAGAGUCAUACAACUGUUGUACCGAUGAUGCAAGGGCGAAACCAAGUCCUACAACUGAUAUACUGAACAUUGCAGGUGCUGGCUGAAUCAGAUAUUAAACUAUGUUGCAUGGCUGCUAAACCGAAAUAUUGCGACUGUUGUACCAAAUGAUGCAGAGCAGAACUGAGUCAUACAAAGGUUGUGCCGAAUGAUGCAGGGGCUGAACCAAGUCAUACAACUGUUGUCAAAACUGACGAAGCAAGAGUGUACACUCCCUUUACUGUUAUAACAUGUUUAGUUAUAGUGUGAUUUGGUGGUGUUGUUACUGCUACUUUCCUUAAUUUAUUUAUAGUUGCAGAAUCUCAUUUAGAUAAAGGUGCUAUCAGGAUCUAGAAGACAGUGAAGAUCUUUAUACUUUUAUUUUUGGGAAAUAUACAUUUGUUGUAGUUGCCACAAGAUCAAGGAGGAGGUGAGAGUAAUUUAAUAUAUAUUUAAGUUGAACUAAUAAGUUACUAUAAUGCUAAUUUGAAUCAAUAUUUCUUACAAUAUGAAUCUAAUGUUUAUUAAUCUUUUAUUACAGACUUGACUUUUGUAGUCUAUGAUUGAGCCAACUAUGAUCCAAAAGGUUUGAAUCAAUUGGGCUUCACCCUAAAUUGUUAUGCACUUAACUUAUUUUCAUUUUAAUAGUAACAUAUACUUUUUUUUUUGCUAGAUUUUGGGUUGGGAUAUUAUUUUUUAACUGUAGAAAUAGGAAAUAAGACAUAAAAGGGGAUACAUAUUUAGUUGUGUUUACAUAGUGGAUUUAUCAAUUAUGUACAAAUUUAAUAGAUAACGAAUUACAUUAUAACUUACUUAAUGAUUUUGAUAUCAGGUUUAAAAGACCCUCAUUUGAAAAUCCCAAAGUUAUUCAUCUCAUCCAUUCAAAUUUUAUUCAAGCCUGCAACAGCAUAACUUAGCUGGUUCUGCGUCAUUUUGAGAAGUCAUCUUUAACUGUUUUCUGGUUUCUAUCUUGUGUUUUUGUGAAGAUGCAGCGGGUUAACAUUGCUCAUUGGUUCUCUAUUGAAGUGUUUUAUGAUCCUAAUGUUGGAUUGCUGCUUUAUCAUUUGAUUGUUGCAAUUUAGGGUCUUAAUUUCUGGUUGAAUUAUCAUCAUAGAAUGUGUAGGACUAUUAGUAAUCAUCAAGAAAACAACUUUUCUUAGUUA